AUGCAAGUCAUCCUAUACCACAACCAAAGCGGCGAUGCCGCUUUCACUGGGGAUUUGAAACAAAAAGAAGUCCACAGGGCCAUAACUUUGCAUCCUGUAAAACAUCCGCAGUCUAUGUAUAGGCUACACAAGUAUGUCAAGGGUUUGAGGAUACAAAAGAACCAACAAGAAAGCAUCUUGUUACAUCGAGACGUAGCAGCGUCCAUGCAAGAACUAGGAUACCGUGUCAGUAGACUACAUUCUGCAGAUCUUGCUCCGAAUUUACCACUUUUUCCUGACCAAAGAGGAGCGGAUGGAUAUCUGGGUGAUAGCAGCAUAUUAGGUGUGCCCUCCGGUUUAAAUAGGUACAUUCCUCAAUCAUUAGAUGAAGUUUUGGAAUGGGAACUCAUCUCAAAAACCUUAUAUACUCAUAGAGAUUCUAAUCCUCGAAAAAGGAUAGGGUCGUCUUUAAAAGAAGGCUUAGGUGAUGUAGUUAGAGAGAUUAUGGAACUGAUUAAUUCAUACUCAAAGCAAAGAGGCAGGGUAAUAGAUUUUAAGGAAAUAUUAUAUGGCUAUUGGAGAUUAGAUCCCGUAUAUGGAGUAGACUUAAUUUUAGAUUUACUGUUAGUUUAUAGAAAAUAUAGGGGACACAAAAUGACUGUACAAGUCAGACGUCACGCUUAUGUCCAACAAACGUUUACAGGGAUUUUCGUAAGAGAAAUCGAAGACUACCAACAUCACAACCAAAAUCUAGUCAACUCCGACUCUUUACCAGUACAUAAAAAAAUCGUAAACCAGAUAUUUUCGAAAAUUAACGAAAAACUUCAACCGCUGUUGAGCUACUACAACCCCGAAGAGGCUUACAUCAAUUUUAUACUACCGUUAAGCGGUCGAUAUCGGAUUUUCGAAAGAUUCAUUAAGAUAUACGAGGAAGUUUGCCUGAAACGGCACAAGAGUACGAAUUUGUAUAUAGUGUUGUACAGAGAUAAGGAAUCGCCGGAAGAUUUCGAAAAAACCACGCUGCUCGCUGACCGUUUGGCGGAAAACUACCCUUAUUAUGUUAUCAAAGUGAUCGCUGCCGAUCAGACGUUUUCCAGAGGCGGGGCAUUGCAGUUGGGCAUCAACGAGCUACAAGAAGACAGUUUGAUGUUGUUCAUCGAUGUUGAUAUGGUGUUCGAUGACAGCAUGUUGCUACGCAUUCGACACAAUACCGUCCAAAAUAAGAAAGUAUAUUUUCCCAUUGUGUAUAGCUUGUAUAAUCCGAAAUUUCUUGAUGGAAAUUACAGUGAGGAGAUGUGGAUGGAUUCCUUGCAUACUUUUUCAGAACCUUUCAACGACACGAACGGUUUUUGGCGCCAAUUCGGCUUCGGCAUAGUCAGUUUGUACAAGAGCGACUACAACCGCUUGGGCGGAUUCAAUCUAGAAAUAACCGGUUGGGGAAACGAAGACGUAACAUUCUACGACAACGCUGUCAAAUCAGACUUGAAGAUAGUGCGCAGCGUGGAUCCCGGCCUUGUACACAUCUAUCACUCGGUUAAAUGCGAUUACGAUCUAGACGCGGAUCAGAAAAACAUGUGUUUAGGGACUAAAGCCAGCACUUUAGGCUCGCUGCGUCAGUUGCAGAAAUUAUUUAUUAAGUACAAGGAUUUGUUUAGGUAG
Messenger RNA from Psylliodes chrysocephalus, 1638 nucleotides. The record is from the annotation of a GenBank genome assembly. Lineage: Eukaryota; Metazoa; Arthropoda; Insecta; Coleoptera; Chrysomelidae.